Messenger RNA from Paraglomus brasilianum, 1755 nucleotides. The record is from the annotation of a GenBank genome assembly. NCBI's taxonomy places the organism in Eukaryota, Fungi, Glomeromycota, Glomeromycetes, Paraglomerales, Paraglomeraceae.
AUGUCUUUCCGUCUAAAGCACAAGAAAUCCUCAUCAGAAACCUUUGGCCUAAAGAAUCCACUGUUGAGCACUCUCAAAAGACCCAGGCCGUCUCUAGAACCGCUUAAAGACAGGAAACUAUCGACAGGCGGCAAAGCCGACAUUGAAGUUGUCGUAGGAAUAGACUUUGGGGCUACUUUCAGUGGAUUUGCGUACUCGUCAUUACGAAAUCCGGAAGAGAUAGAAACAAAUACUGACUGGCCAGAAACAAAGGGACUGUUCAAAACACCCACCGCUUUGCAAUACGACUCCUCAUAUACUCCCAUCUAUUGGGGUCAACCUGCAUUGACUAAUAAUACACGGCGACGACGAAAGAAUGAGGCUGAUUCCCAGAAACCAGUAGAGUUAUUCAAGCUGCAUUUGAGUGUAGUUGAUGAUGACGACAAACCAGUACUGCCUCGGGGAUUGGGAUUUGAGAAGGUCAUUACUGAUUAUUUGGCAGAGCUUGGAAAGCUCAUGAAAUCAACCCUCGCAUCUCACUGGCCACAUUUAGAUUACCAAACACAAGUUCUAAAGGUCCUCUCUAUUCCUGCAGAGUAUGGUGCUUCUCAGUUAGCAAUAAUGCGAUCUUGUGCUUAUAAGUCUGGACUGAUUGACUCGACGAAUUCGAAUAUGUUAGAGUUUAUUAGUGAACCAGAGUCUGCGGCUAUUUAUUGUAUGAAAAAUAUCGAACAACAUGGACUGAAAGUUGGUGACCUCUUCACAAUAGUCGAUUGUGGAGGUGGAACGACCGACCUAACAACUCGACGGCUGCUUUCAAACAGUUGUCUUUCAGAAGUAACCUUGCAACGCGGAGCACUCUGUGGUUCGUCGUACAUAGAUAUCGAAUUUCACUCUUUCCUAGCCCGCAAGCUUGGUUACCGCGCCGUGCAACGUCUUCGUGAAAACCAUUACGGAGCCUUACAAUACCUAACUCAGCAGUUCUUUAUCAAAAAGAUAAAAAUUCCAUUCAAGGGUGUCCGUUCCGAAUUUCGUCCGAUCGAUUUGGAUUUGGAAGAGCUGUGCCCAGAAGUCAAACAAUAUGUCACGGGAAUAGAACGCGACUUAAUGGAACAAGAUGAUUGGUUAAUCGAUGUAGAGUUUGACACAGUUAAAGAAAUGUUUGAUAAAGUUAUCGAACAAAUAUUAGAGUUGAUCGAAGAACAGUUGAAUAUGGCACCAAAGGAUGUCAAGGCAAUUUUUUUGGUUGGUGGAUUUGGGGAGAAUUACUACUUGCUUCGUAGAGUAAGAGAGAAAUUUGAAGAAAAGGUGAAACUUAUUGCAACGCCACUACAGCCAAGCGCGGCUGUUGUACGGGGGAACGUGUAUUAUGGUCUUCGAACGCAUAUGAUCCUGACUCGCGUUUUGAAACACACGUAUGGCGUCGAGAUUUCUCGCAAGGCCAAAAAGUCUGACCCAUCCGAUCGCAUUCUGCCCGAUGGAAGCGUUCAUGUCUUUCAUAAGCUCGCUGAACGCGGGAUGGAAGUCAGAGUGGAUCAGGAGUUUACUUACGAAGCUGCGCCUGUGUGUGAUGUCCAGGAAAAAAUGAAGUUUGAUGUGUUCAGGACGACCGAGAAUAAUGCAAACUAUUGUAAUGAAUUAGGGAUGAAGAAAGUUGGCGGUUUAGUUAUCGAUUUACCUGAUCUUCACCUUGGUCUGAAGCGUAUAGUUCGCUUCUCACUCACAUUUGGAGGGACUGAAAUACACGCAAGCGCGAAAAACAAAAAGACAGGACAG